Messenger RNA from Schistocerca americana (American grasshopper), 963 nucleotides. RefSeq names its product dual specificity protein phosphatase 22. Gene Ontology annotation, biological process: protein dephosphorylation. Bases 1 to 963 code for a protein of 320 amino acids. The record is from RefSeq and is a predicted model, not a curated record. The transcript has 7 exons. NCBI's taxonomy places the organism in Eukaryota, Metazoa, Arthropoda, Insecta, Orthoptera, Acrididae. Gene Ontology annotation, molecular function: protein tyrosine/serine/threonine phosphatase activity. Gene Ontology annotation, cellular component: cytosol.
AUGGUAAAAGACGACUGUGUUUCGGUGGAUCCAAGGCAGGAUGUGAAACCUUCGUGGCCGGAAAACUUUGUAUAUUCUGUGAGGCGACCCCCUCCACCAUGUGGUAAGCAGUCAUCACCACCACCUCACGUCCAUCGCUACCUCAUGGGUUCACCUCUCUCUCUAGCAUGCAGGAUUCUCUCGAAUCAUCGAUCAGACGCCGUCAUCAUCAUCAUCAUCAUCAUCAUCAAUACUGUCACGUGGCACUGGGACUCCCUCAGCUGUCCCUCGGCAGCGUCGCGCUGUAAAGGAGGUGAAAGCCCCCGGGGCCAGGUGCUGCCCGGGCUGUACGUGGGGAACUACCGGGACUCCAAGGACGCGGCGCAGCUCGAACGCUUCCAGAUCACCCACAUCGUCGCCAUCCACGACGCCGCACGCAAGCUGCACUCGGUGGUUUACAUGGAGAGGACAAAGGAGAGUGAGACGGCGCCCCGUGUGUUGCAGGACAAGCACUACCUGUGCGUGAUGGCGUCGGACACGCCGGACCAGAACCUGACGCAGUACUUCUCGCUGUGCAACGACUUCAUCCACGCGGCCAGGCUGCGCGGUGGCAACGUCCUCAUCCACUGCCUGGCCGGCAUGUCGCGGUCUGUGACGGUGGCCGUAGCGUACAUCAUGAGCGUGACGUCACUCUCCUGGAAGGAGGCGCUCAAGGUGGUGCGCGUCGGGCGCGCCGUCGCCAACCCCAACUUCGGCUUCCAGCACCAGCUGCAGGAGUUCGAGUCCUACCGGCUGGCCGAGGAGCGCCGCCGGCUGAAGGAGCGCUUUCCCAGCCUGGCGUUGGUGGCGCAGGACGAGCAGCAGUGCCGGGCCAUGCUGCGCUCCUACCAGUCGCUGGUGCUCUCCAGGGACAUCUGCGAGGGCGACUGCCCGCGCGGAACCGUCUGUCCCACCGGCCUCUGCAACACGCCCACCAAGAGGUAA